Molecule: messenger RNA, 1865 nt
Organism: Aspergillus aculeatinus CBS 121060
Lineage: Eukaryota; Fungi; Ascomycota; Eurotiomycetes; Eurotiales; Aspergillaceae
Exons: 3
Coding region: 1-1656 (551 amino acids)
Source: RefSeq, a predicted model, not a curated record
AUGGCGGCCAGACUGCCAGAACAGACGACGGGAGAAUUGCCUCCUGAAAGUCCUCUAUGGACGUAUGAUAUAGCAAAUGGCAAGGCUCUCAACGCAGGGCUCCCGAAACUGCCCGGAUUGAACGUUGAGAUUUUUUUCGGCGAAAAAAAUAAUCGUCCGCGGUGGUUGAUAGUACCUGCACCAUGGACGGUACUUCCUAAGGAAACUACCCCUGGUGGAACAGGCCUAGAGGAGAAACGUGCUGACCCGAAGAACCCCAAAUUCAAUGGCGAGGAAAUCUUUUGUUGGGAAUUCGAUCCUCCUUCCGAGCAGAAAGGCGACCGAGCGCUCUAUAGACAUGCCUAUGACGCGCUCCGAGAGGCCCUCCGCAAUCCUAAGUUUAGGGAAGAAGCGAGAGAUUAUAUCCAACAGCGAUUUUCAGACCUCAUGCAGAAUAGGGAGGACGUGCUCCCACGACUUCCUAUGCCCCCCGAUGGUCGACCGUCCCUGAAGCGACAGGAAGCCAUUCCAGAUGCUGCCAGCCCGCAGUACAGUUGGUUCGAUCGCCCGAUGCUAGUCUCGAAGCCUGGGUCAGCUAUAUCAGCCGGCAAUCCCUUCCCAGGGAUAGCACCUCCAGCCCCGACUUUUGAAGCAACCUCUCCCUCAUAUGAGUACGAUGACGAUGAUCCCGGAGAAGCCGCUAAUCCCGCUCCAAUACCAGGCCCCUCAGAUGGGGAUACUGAAACUCACGCCGAGGUGGCUGACGAGGGCGGCUUGUAUACAACACAACCAUCUGCCCUGUUGAGCAACCAAGAAAACAUCCCCAAAUCCAAGCUACCAGGCCCGAUACCCACCACCCAGACCGGCCAGCAAGUCCCAAAGGAAGCAGCAGCAGCACCACCACCACCACCACCACCACCACGCAAGCUACCGGACCCACUACCCACCAAUCAAGCCGGGCAGCAAGCUUCAAAGCAAGCACCACCACCACCACCACAAGGACCAAAUCCGAUCCCCACCAACCAAGACAAGCAGCAAGUAUCCAACCCACCACCAGCCCCGGAGCAGGAGGGGGAGGAGGAGGAGGAACUUGAGGAAGAAACAAGAAGAUCGAUAUCCAGCGAUGACACCAGUGUCAUUGACACGGAAACAUCGCCAUGGCACAACCCCGAGUACACGGAUCAGCUGGUCCAGGAAGCGGCCGACAAGCUCCUGAAGAAUGCCGAGGCGUACUGGCCGCCAGAGCGGAUCCAUCGCCGGAUGAGGAUGUGGUCCGGCGUCGAGAUCCACGAUCGCACCACGAUCGGCCUCGAGGGUCAGAUCGACCAGCUGCCGCCGUUCCCGGGCAAGUUCGACCCCGCGGCGGAUGCGGUGGGGACGCUCAAGAGGAAGCGCGGCAGGGCGCCGAAAGCUGCUGCUGCUGCCGCGGCCGGGGCGGCGGCGGAUAGUUCGAAGCAGGCGGCUCCUGGAGAUGGAGAUGGGAAUGGGGAUGGGGAUGGGGGCGGGGACGGGGAUGGCGAUGGCGAUCAGGCCCCGCAAGCUGCUGCGAAGGGGGCUCCGAAGCGCGAUGCUUUCUACAUUAAUACGAGGACUCACGGAAGUUUUCCGCAGACGGCGCGGAGGGGUCGCAGGAGUAAGAGGAUUAGUCGUAUGAACAAGAAAAAGAAGAAGAAGUAGGGCUUGGGGAAGUUUGAUGCGGAGAUUCAAGAUGGUCGUAACCUGCUGAAGGACGAAAGGUGGUGUGGGUUGCUGAUAUGUUGCAAAUAUCUCUUAUCUCUUGUGUGUAUCUAUACUUGGUUCGCUUGCUAUCCUUGGAUUUAACAGUUGUACAUAACCUUCUCGUUAUGGCUCUGUAGGCAUCAGAAUAGGAAGUCGUGCACUAUAUA